AUCGCUCCUUUUGCUCAGAAACCCAUCUCUCCUUCAAGCAAAAACCCAAUUCCACAGUUACAAGAGCGUACCGAUUUGCGUCCACAGAAAUGGCCGGCGGCAACAAAAGCAGCCAGAAACAUAGCAAAAAUGCUUCCAAUAACGAGCAAGUUGACUCCCAGAUAGUCCCAGUUUCAGCUACCUCUGAGAAUCAUAACACCAACAAUGUUCCCAUAGUGUCUUCCUUCAAUGACCGCAUCCGUCCACUUCUCGACGCCGUCGACAAGCUCCGCCACCUCAACGUCGCUGCCAAGGAAGGAAUCCAGCUGCCGACCAUCGUCGUAGUCGGCGAUCAGUCCUCCGGAAAGUCCAGCGUCCUCGAAUCUUUGGCCGGAAUCAGCCUCCCUCGUGGGCAGGGGAUCUGCACCAGAGUCCCCCUCAUCAUGCGCCUCCACCACCAUCCCGCCGCUACGCCGGAGCUCUAUCUAGAGUACACCGCCGACGGGUCCGCUAAGAAAGUCACCACAGAUGAGAGCAGUGUCGCAAAUGCCAUCAAUUCCGCCACGGAGGAGAUUGCUGGCGGCGGCAAAGGGAUUUCCAACAAUCCCCUGACUCUGGUAGUCAGAAAGAAUGGUGUUCCAGAUUUGACGAUGGUGGAUCUCCCUGGAAUCACUCGAGUCCCCGUCCACGGCCAGCCGGAGGACAUCUACGAGCAUGUGACUGCAACAAUAAUGGAGUAUAUCAAUCCCGAGGAGAGCAUUAUACUCAAUGUACUUUCAGCGACUGUAGAUUUCUCGACCUGUGAAUCUAUAAGGAUGUCGCAGAAAGUGGACAAAACAGGGGAUCGGACUCUGGCUGUUGUCACCAAAGUCGACAAGUCGCCGGAAGGAUUGCUGGAGAAGGUGGCCGCCGAUGACGUCGGGAUCGGACUUGGUUAUGUCUGCGUCCGGAAUCGGAUUGGAGAGGAGAAGUACGAAGAAGCAAGAAUUGCGGAGGCUCAGCUGUUCGGGACUCAUCCCCUGCUUUCGAAGAUCGACAAAUCUAUCGUUGGAGUUCCUGUGCUGGCUCAGAGGUUGGUUCAAAUUCAGGCUACAAUCAUCUCCAGGUGCUUGCCUGAGAUAGUUAAGAAAAUCAAUGAGAAGCUGAGCUCCAACAUUGCUGAGCUCAAUAGGAUGCCGAAGACAAUGACUUCAGUGGGAGAGGCAGUGACUACCUUCAUGGGUAUAGUUGGAUCUGCCAAAGAAUCCCUCAGGAAACUAAUCAUCAGAGGGGAAUUCAACGAGUACCCUGACGAUAACCAAAUGCACUGCACGGCCAGGCUGGUUGAAAUGCUGGAGAAAUUCUCAGCACAACUCCGCGACGCACCGGAGAACGACCACAAGAGCAACUUCCUGGUGGACGAAAUCCGGGUGAAAGGGAUUUCAGGAAUCCCCGUUGGAUUCAUUGAGGAAGUAUGGGGCUACAUAGAGAGUGUUGUGCUCUCUGUUGUGAUGAAGCGCUGUGAAGACCACCAGCAGCUCCAGUUCUCCAUCAGGCGAGCUUGUCACAACCUGAUCGAGAAGUUGAGGGACAGGUCCGCGAAUUGGGUGCUGGAAGUCCUGCAGAUGGAAGAGCUCACGGAUUACACUUGUAAUCCUGACUACAUGUCGGAGUGGAACAGACUUAUGGCUGCGAGGCCUGGUUUCCUGAAUUCUGCUCGUUCUCAUUCUAAUGUAUCGAUUGUAGGGUUUGGUACUGUUUCGAUUGUGGAAAGCGUGAGGAACAUCCUGGUUCUGGAGCAGGCUUACGACCUCAAGAUGAGGAUCGCGACGUAUUGGAAGAUAGUGCAGAGGAGGCUGGUGGAUUCGAUGGCGCUGCACGUGCAGCUGAGCUUGAGGAACUUGGUGGAGAAGGAGCUGGAGAAGGGGAUCGUGGAGGAGCUGAUGGGGAGGCAUGGCGGGGCGAUAGAGAAGAUGCUGGAGGAGUCGCCAUUCGUCGCUGCGAAGAAGGAGAAGCUGAGUGGGAGCAUCAAGCUGCUGAGGGAGUCCAAGGAUGUGCUUGCAGCUAUAAUAGAUAGGAUUGCUUCCAGUUCUCAUUAAUGGAUUCGAUUUGGCUGGUUUGGUCUUUUUUUUUCUUUGCAGGGUUUGGGGACUUCCUUCAUGGGUCCUAGUAACAGUGGCUUUUGAGUUUGUUCUUGUUUCUUCUUUCGUUUUGUUUGUCAGCAGUCUAUGGCUCAGGCCUUUUGUUAUUUUGUUUUCAACUUUGAUCUGAAGUGCUGUGUUAUCGUUUCCUUUUAUAUUGCCAGUAUGAUCUAGUUUCUGUUUUAAGUAUUCAUAUGGCGAUCAGAAAUCAUAGCAGAGUACUGUCCUCGCCACAAUUUGACUAUAUAGCAGCUGGGCUUAAUUGCAAGUUUGGUCACUCGAAUUGCUACAAAAUUUCACGUUUGCCACUCAAAUUAAUUUAUUCCAUUUAU
This is a messenger RNA of Linum trigynum, 2431 nucleotides long. NCBI's taxonomy places the organism in Eukaryota, Viridiplantae, Streptophyta, Magnoliopsida, Malpighiales, Linaceae. The record is from the annotation of a GenBank genome assembly.